AUGAGGCUGCUGUAUUUGGUGCUCUGCGUUGUGGCCUUCUCGCGAUCCGUCUCGACGUCGUGUAGCGUCUGUCCUCAAGGGUGUGACAUCGGAAUUGAUCUCGAUCCUGGGGCAAGAAAAGUCUACAGACGAUCGUGCCAGACAAACCAACAACUGAAGGCGUCCUCUUCUUUCAUUCGUGUCGCAUCGACAAAGAGCCUCGUCGACGAUGAAUUUACCGUUACAGUUGUGGACGAACACAAUUACAACAAUUUGACCUCUGGGGUAGCAUAUCAUUAUUUCCAAGAUCUCUCGUCUGGUCCCUUUAAUGAUGAAAGUGUUGAAGCGACGUGCUUUAGCAGUAGCGGUACCCACAUGUUUGCUGAGGGUACAGUCCUGUAUAUCAUCAUCCGAUGUACGAAUGAGUUUUUCGACUGCAGUCUGUCGAUCGGGAUAGAACACGAAUGUAUGAGUGGGUGUGGUGCUGCCUACUGUGGUUCUCACGGCACGUGCACAUCAGGCGGGUGUGUGUGUGACGUCGGUUACACCGGAAAUACGUGCGAAACUGUAUUGGAUCGAUGUGGUAAUAACACUUCGUGUGGUUCUCAAGGCAUAUGUAAAGACGAAGAAUGUUUCUGCAGACCAGGUUACAGUGGGGAUAGAUGCCAAACUCUUGAUAGUUGUCACAACAUUUCAUGUGGUCCCCAUGGCGUGUGCACCACGGGAGUGUGUGUUUGUGAUCUUGGCUACAGUGGGGAUCGAUGCCAAACAUUUGAUAUCUGCCAUAACGUUUCCUGUGGUUCUCACGGUACGUGUGACAACGGACAAUGUCUCUGCAGUCCUGGUUACAGCGGAACUAGAUGCCAAACUUUUGAUCCAUGCCUUAACAUAUCCUGCGGUUCCAACGGCACGUGUAGCAAUGGAAUAUGUGUUUGUGAUCCUGGUUACAGUGGAGAUCUAUGCCACAUUAGAUCGUGUUUGAACGCCUCCUGUAGUCCUCAUGGCAUAUGCAUUAAUGGCACAUGCAAUUGCAACGACAGCUGUCAUCAACAUUUCAAUUCACUAAACUUCAAUACCAUUACUAUUGCUUGCUCAAUCUCAGUGGCAGCCGUGCUCUCAAUUAUUAUCAUUGCUUUUAUUAGAUAUAAAAGAUAUCAGCAUCAACAGCUGGAGCUUGACGAGGAGGGGCCUGUGAGUACCGAUAUGGCUUCGAAAACCGUUUCUAUGGUAUCAAACGACGCUUACUAUGAAUCAGUAGACUCCGUUGUAGCUUCAUCGACUGCGAAGACGUCUCCUGAUUAUACUCAGACGUACUCGGAAAUACUUCAAGUGGUAAUCAAUGAUGCUUACUCGUCGUAAACGUUUAAUAUCAAUUGUAGGAAUGCAGUCUUUACUUCAGUGAGUGUGUAGUAGAAGAGUACUGUAACGCUAGCGCAUGCGCGCCUAUGAUUAAUAA
This is a messenger RNA of Corticium candelabrum, 1435 nucleotides long. Its product is annotated as teneurin-1-like. The coding region runs from base 1 to 1338 and encodes 445 amino acids. The transcript has a single exon. The record is from RefSeq and is a predicted model, not a curated record. Lineage: Eukaryota; Metazoa; Porifera; Homoscleromorpha; Homosclerophorida; Plakinidae.